AUGGCGGUAUGCAGGUUAAUAGCAGUCACGUCGUCCAUCUUUCUUCUUCUUGUCGCCGCCGCCGCGGCCGAGGGCAACAGCGUGUUCUGCCACAACAUCGGCAGGUGCGAUGCGGGAACGGCGGCGAGCCUCGUCAGAGAUUUAGCCGGCGAAGUGCCAGCUCAGCCUAACCAGCGGUACUGCAACGUGCAGGAGAUGCCGAGUGGAUCGGCGAAUAUGUACGGGUACGGUUACUGCUCGACGAUCGGCAGGUCUCUGGAUCCCUCGAAAGACUGCAACGACUGCUUGACCAGUGCGGGCAACGACUUGGUCAACGAUUGCGGAGACGAAGGCGGAGCCGGUGAGGUGUGGGGUCCGAAUGCUCUGUGUUAUAUCCUGACUGGACUCACCAAUAAGUGUGGCUAG
Molecule: messenger RNA, 405 nt
Organism: Linum trigynum
Lineage: Eukaryota; Viridiplantae; Streptophyta; Magnoliopsida; Malpighiales; Linaceae
Source: the annotation of a GenBank genome assembly